AGUUGUUUUAAAAUGUGUCUGGCCGAACCGGAAGGAACGCAGGUACACCGAUCCAGCCAUCAUUAAGAAGAAACUUUCUUGUGUGACGAAUUGAAGAUGUUUGAUAAAUCUACAGCCUUCGUCUUCACCGUGCUGGUGAUAUCUGCACAAGGAUUCUCCGUUUCCGGUGCAAAAGAAAGACGUUCACUGGGCGACAACAGUAAAGACGCUACAGGGACCGGUAUUUUUGGGGCCGACAGUGAACCGCGACUUCUCCCGGCACCCAGCACGGAUGGAGAUGAUGACGUGGAGUAUGAAGUCCCUCAUACCGUGAACACAACAGAAGGUCCCUCUAGUGGCGGCAGAAGUGGGACCUCCGCAGCUUACGGUGGAGGAAGAGCAAGAAGCAGACCGUUGCCUGAAAGAAGCCGAACGGGAAGAAUAAGAGAUGCAGCUGAAGAGAGACGGGGAAGAGGCGGAUCGAAACAAUUAUUAUUCCCUAGAGACAGUUUGGUGUUAAGACAAAGACGUGAAAGUGAAAAUGGAAGUGACAGCAAAAGUGAUAAUCAUGAUAAUGAUGAUAACAAUGAUGACCAAGAAGAUGACGGCGAUUACGAUGAUUUUGAAGACGAGGAUGGUGAUACGUUGCACAAACAAGGGCGAAGAGGAAUGCAACCGAGACCAGGUUCUGGGGGACCAAGACGUUUCCCAGGAAGAGGGUCCCGCGGGAAACACGCUGGGUGCUUCUGGUGGACGUACCCGCGAACCCCACAGCCGACCCCGGGGGAACCGGAUGGGGGUGAUGAUGGUGGCGAUGAGGAUUAUGAUUAUUCGCGGUACACGAGAAGAAGAAGAAAUAAGAAAGCACAGAAACAAAGAAUGAGGCGUAAGAAGAAGAAGACGAUAACAGAAGAGGGGUCCAUACAGAAGAUAUCCCACAGCUAAACAGCAAGCUGGAAGCAAACCUAAAUGUUGCCCCAAGCUGCCCUACCCAGAACCCCAAAUAAAAACAGUCAGAAUUUCUCAAAACAUCGCCCCACUUACUAGCACGUGGUUGCAAGGCGCUGGGACGGAGCGCGUCAUCCCCUUUAUUUUCGUUGUGCUGCAACAUGUUUACAUUUCUCUCAAUCAACGGUCACCACAUGAAGACAGAGAGCAGAAACUAAUUUUAAUUCAACAAAAUAAAGACAAAAACGAAAGGGGUUGUAAAAAAUGCCGCAUCUAAAACAUCGCGGCCGUUCUGAUCACCUGUCCUCUCGAGUCCGCUCUGACAGCAGCGGUAACACCGAUACCUGUCCAGCUCCAUGGAGCUGGGCUCGAGGCUAUUAGUUUAAGCAGUCACUCAAAAAUUUCCCAGUGUAUUAUGGAAACCGUGCCCACAAGGGCCCGCCAAUGAUCCGUAUCCUGAGCCAGAUGAAUCCAUCCAUUUCUUUAGAAUACAUUUUUUUAAUAAUAUUCUUCCAUUUAUGCACAAGUCUUCAGGUUUUCGUAUUAUAACAUUACAUGGACGUCUCUCUCAUGCGUGCUGCAUGCCUUUCCAUCUUAUCCUUCCUCAUUCGGUCAAUCUAACAAUGCUCGGCUAGCAGUACAUAUUAACGAUGAUAAAAAAAAAUUAACACGUGUGUAAUGUGUACGUGGGCAGACAGACACUCUGGGCCCCACUCAGCCUCCUAUCCAAUGAGUACCGGGGGUAAAACGGCCGGGGCGUGAAGUUCAACACUCACCUCCAAA
Molecule: messenger RNA, 1710 nt
Organism: Cryptotermes secundus
Lineage: Eukaryota; Metazoa; Arthropoda; Insecta; Blattodea; Kalotermitidae
Exons: 5
Coding region: 97-924 (275 amino acids)
Source: RefSeq, a predicted model, not a curated record